AUGGAAAGUGGGGCUGUGGCUAUGAACAACAACAGCACCACCAUCAGCAACCACAAUGAAGCCAGAGCAACUUCCACCAUCACCAUUAAGGGCAUUCUCAGUCUUCUAAAGGAAAACAUUGAUGGGAAUUUGGAUGGUGGAAGCAAGAGAGUUAUUUCUCUGGGCAUGGGUGACCCAACUCUCACCACAUUAUUUCACACUCCUAAGGUUGUUGAAGAUGCUGUUGCUGACACUCUUCACUCUCACAAGUUUCAUGGCUAUGCUCCCACUGCUGGGCUUCCCCAGGCUAGAAAAGCGAUUGCUGAAUAUCUAUCUCGUGACCUUCCUUACCAAUUAUCAAGUGAUGAUGUUUUCAUCACUUCUGGAUGCACACAAGCCAUUGAUGUUUCAGUGGCCAUGCUUGCUCGCCCCGGUGCAAACAUCUUGAUUCCAAGACCAGGCUUCCCAAUCUAUGAACUUAGUGCUGCAUUUAGAGGGGUUGAAGUGAGGCAUUACGAUCUGCUUCCAGAGAAAGGUUGGGAGGUUGAUCUAGAUGGUGUUGAAGCUCGUGCUGAUCAGAACACUGUUGCCUUGGUGAUCAUAAAUCCUGGGAAUCCUUGUGGGAAUGUGUACAGUUACCAUCAUUUGGAAAAGAUAGCUGAAACUGCAAAACGGGUUGGAACAAUUGUGAUUUCUGAUGAAGUUUAUGGUCACCUUGCAUUUGGGGGCAAGCCUUUUGUGCCAAUGGGAGUUUUUGGCUCAAUUAUUCCUGUUCUCACUCUUGGCUCACUGUCUAAGAGAUGGAUAGUUCCUGGAUGGAGACUUGGUUGGUUUGUGACAAAUGAUCCGUCUGGCACUUUUAGAGAACCAAAGGUAGUUGAGCGCAUUAAAAAGUAUUUUGAUCUUUUGGGAGGUCCAACCACCUUCAUCCAGGCAGCUGUACCUCAGAUAAUUGCAAAUACUGAAGAGAUUUUCUUCAAUAAAACCAUUGACAAUUUGAGGCAUACUGCAGAUAUAUGUUGCACAGAGAUAAAGGAUAUUCCAGGCAUUUUUUGCCCUUACAAACCAGAAGGGUCCAUGGCUAUGAUGGUGAAACUAAACCUUUCACUUCUAGAAGAUAUUAGUGAUGAUAUAGACUUCUGUUUCAAACUUGCAAAGGAGGAGUCUGUAAUCAUUCUUCCAGGAACUGCAGUAGGGCUAAAAGAUUGGCUUCGUAUAACCUUCGCUGCUGAUCCAUCUGCUCUUAGAGAGGUGGUUCAGGACAUCUCUUUCAAGGAGGCAGAGAGGCAGGGGAUUCGACUUCCUUUAGAGCACCACCACCCUCACCUCGACAACAACAAUGAGCCACAUUUACCUCCGGGCUUCCGUUUCCACCCCACAGACGAAGAACUCAUCACAUACUACCUCCUCAAGAAGGUUCUUGACAGCUCCUUCACUGGCCGAGCCAUAGUUGAAGUCGACCUCAACAAGUGCGAGCCAUGGGAGCUUCCUGAGAAAGCAAAGAUGGGUGAGAAGGAAUGGUACUUCUAUAGCCUUCGCGACCGAAAGUACCCAACUGGGUUACGCACCAAUAGGGCCACAGAGGCUGGUUAUUGGAAAGCCACAGGGAAAGACCGAGAGAUAUAUAGCUCCAAAACCUGUUCCCUCGUAGGAAUGAAGAAAACCCUGGUUUUCUAUAGAGGAAGGGCUCCAAAGGGUGAAAAGAGCAACUGGGUCAUGCAUGAGUAUCGCUUAGAAGGCAAAUUCGCUUACCACUACCUCUCUAGAAGCUCCAAGGAUGAGUGGGUGAUAUCGCGCGUGUUUCAGAAGAACAACACCGGCGGUGGCUCUACCGUGUCAGCCGCCGCCACCGGCGGGGCAAAGAAAACAAGAAUGAGCACAUCAAACACAAGCAGCAACAUGAGCCUGUGCCCCGAACCGGGUUCACCCUCUUCCAUUUACCUCCCACCGCUUCUAGAAUCUUCUCCUUACGCCGUCAGUAGCAGCGCCGCCGCUGCAACAUUCAACGACCGUGAAAGCUGCUCCUUCGACAGCGCUGCCGCCGCCGCCAAUCAAAGGGAGCACGUGUCCUGUUUCUCCACCAUGUCCGCCGACGCUGCCGCCUUCAACAACCUCGUUCCACCGCCAGAGCCGCCCCUCGACCCUUUCUCCCGCUUUCAUAGGAGCAACGUUGGAGUCUCCGCCUUCCCAUGCCUGAGGUCCUUGCAUGACAACCUUAACCUCCCCUUCUUUUUCCCGCCCGUGGUUCACGGCGGUGCUGACGUAUCAAAUUUCACGGCCGUCGCAAACUGGCCGGCGCCAGAGGAUCCGAGGGUGGCUGACGGCGGUUCCGGCAUGCCGAUUGUACCGUCCGAGUUGGAUUGCAUGUGGGGCUAUUGA
Sphenostylis stenocarpa is the source of this 2358-nucleotide messenger RNA. The record is from the annotation of a GenBank genome assembly. Lineage: Eukaryota; Viridiplantae; Streptophyta; Magnoliopsida; Fabales; Fabaceae.